AUGAUGGCCUCGUUUCCGCCCCAGCAGCGUCGCAGCAACGACGCCAGCGUGGCAGCAAGACCGCGCUGGCCCCAACAACGGCGUCAGCUGCCACCGCAGACGAUUUCGACGCUGACCGACUCGCUGAGCGACGGCACGAAGCAAGGGGCGGCGCACGCCAAGUCGGCGCUGGCCGGCUGGUCGACGACGCAGCUCGUCCUCCUCGCCCUCGUCGUCGUGUUUGGCGUCGCCCUGCUCGGCUGCGCCGCUUGGUGGUGCGCCGGCUUCAAGCGGCGCAGGAAACAACGUCGCCGCCUCGGUCGAAGCCGCGCCGUAUCGCCCAGCCUCGUCGAUGCGGCGGCGGCGGCCAACGGCGAGACCGAGAGCAUGGUCCAGUACGACGUCGUAGAGGCCAAGAGGGCCAGGGCCGACGGAUCCCACCAGCUCCAUCACCAGGGCUACCACCACCAGCAGCCGCACCAUGGUCCAGUCACGACAACGGCGGGCGGCUACGGCUACGGCUACGCCAUCUGA
This is a messenger RNA of Pseudozyma flocculosa PF-1, 513 nucleotides long. RefSeq lists its product as uncharacterized. The coding region runs from base 1 to 513 and encodes 170 amino acids. The record is from RefSeq and is a predicted model, not a curated record. NCBI's taxonomy places the organism in Eukaryota, Fungi, Basidiomycota, Ustilaginomycetes, Ustilaginales, Ustilaginaceae. The transcript is spliced from 2 exons.